AUGCAAGCCAUCCGCAUCGCCAACAACCGACUACCUCAAGUCAUCAACGCAACCCGACCUUACACCACAACAACAAACAAGAUGUCUCUCUUCCCACGCUUCAUCAACAACGAGUUCGCUCCCAUGUUCCAGUUGAUGGACGAUUACGCCAACCACGUCCAGCGUCGUGGCGGCGGCUCCGGUAACGGCACACUCUCCUCUGGCUUCCCCUCCAGCUUGAGGACCUUCACACCCAAGUUCGACGUUAAGGAGAACAAAGAUUCCUACGAGCUGCAUGGUGAACUGCCGGGAAUCGAGCAGAAGAACAUCAACAUCGAGUUCACAGACGCACAAACCCUCACCAUCAAAGGCCGCUCUGAGCACAGCCGCGAGGAGGGCGAGCGUCCAUCUGGCUUCAUCGAGGGUGUCCAGGAGCAGGGCAAGCUGACUGAGGGCGAGCACAAGGACAACUACCACAAGCCUUCGGUCGAGGAAGAGGGAGCCCAGAACAACAGCAAGAACACCCAAGUCCAGAAGUCUCAAGGCGAACAGAAGCAACACAGCCGAUACUGGGUCUCUGAGCGUUCAGUUGGAGAGUUCGCACGCACUUUCUCUUUCCCGACUCGUGUCGACCAGGAUGCGGUCAAGGCUAGUUUGAAGGAUGGUAUUUUGAGCAUCACUGUUCCAAAGGCUCAGGCUCCUACCAGCAAGCGUAUCAACAUUGAGUAA
Messenger RNA from Fulvia fulva, 708 nucleotides. Its product is annotated as heat shock protein. Bases 1 to 708 code for a protein of 235 amino acids. Gene Ontology annotation, biological process: response to heat; response to hydrogen peroxide; protein folding. The record is from RefSeq and is a predicted model, not a curated record. NCBI's taxonomy places the organism in Eukaryota, Fungi, Ascomycota, Dothideomycetes, Mycosphaerellales, Mycosphaerellaceae. The transcript has a single exon.